CCCCCCCCCCCCCUCGGCCUCCGCUGCCGGCCGCUCCCUCUCCCGCCGCCCGGAGCGGAGUCGCGUUGACUGACCAGAGUCCGCGAGUCCCGCUCCGCUCCCGCCGCCUCAGCUUUUUCAAUUUUUACAACAUAGGAAUAUCUUUAACUCGGAAUGUCUCUACAUCAGUUUUUACUAGAGCCAAUCACCUGCCAUGCAUGGAACAGAGACCGUACUCAGAUUGCCAUUAGCCCUAAUAAUCAUGAAGUCCACAUCUACAAGAAGAGCGGGAACCAGUGGGUGAAGGCUCAUGAGCUAAAGGAGCACAAUGGACACAUUACAGGUAUUGACUGGGCUCCCAAAAGCGAUCGCAUUGUAACUUGCGGUGCAGAUCGCAAUGCCUAUGUCUGGAGUCAGAAAGACGGCGUGUGGAAACCGACCCUUGUGAUCCUGAGAAUUAAUCGCGCAGCUACCUUUGUGAAAUGGUCUCCCUUGGAGAACAAAUUUGCUGUGGGAAGCGGAGCUCGACUUAUAUCUGUGUGCUACUUUGAAUCUGAAAAUGACUGGUGGGUGAGCAAACACAUUAAAAAGCCCAUUCGUUCCACUGUCCUUAGCCUGGACUGGCACCCCAACAAUGUCUUGCUGGCUGCGGGAUCCUGUGACUUCAAGUGCAGGGUGUUUUCUGCUUACAUUAAGGAAGUGGAUGAAAAACCAGCCAGUACACCAUGGGGCUCCAAAAUGCCUUUUGGGCAGCUGAUGUCAGAAUUUGGGGGUGCUGGAAGUGGCGGAUGGGUGCAUAGCGUCAGUUUUUCUGCCAGCGGUAACCGCCUAGCCUGGGUCAGUCAUGAUAGUACCGUGUCAGUUGCUGAUGCCUCAAAAAAUAUGAUGGUUUCGCAGCUGAAAACAGAGUUCCUCCCACUCCUGAGUGUGUCAUUUGUCUCUGAGAACAGCGUGGUGGCAGCUGGCCAUGACUGCUGCCCGAUGCUCUUUAACUGUGAUGACCGUGGCUUGCUGACCUUUGUUUCCAAACUAGACAUUCCAAAACAGAGCAUCCAGCGCAAUAUUUCCGCUAUGGAACGCUUCCGAAACAUGGAUAAAAGAGCCACUACAGAAGAUCGUAACACUACCCUGGAGACACUGCACCAAAACAGUAUAACCCAAGUGUCUAUUUAUGAGAUAGACAAACGAGAUUGUCGUAAAUUCUGCACCACCGGCAUUGAUGGAGCAAUGACCAUCUGGGAUUUCAAGACCUUAGAGUCCUCUAUUCAAGGUCUACGAAUCAUGUAAAGAUGGAUUUCCGUGAUCUAGCAGGACAAACUGCUUGACAGAAUGCAGCUCCCACAUCUGCACAAACCCGAAAAGGGAGGAGGAAGGUGGAAUAUUUGGAAACACUGAGAAAAUACAGCUUGGCAGAUUUUCUUUUGAAUCUAAAUUUGGUGAAUUGUGUUGGUUUCAAAAUCAGCUGUGAUUGUUCUUUUUUUUUAUUUUUUUUUUCGGUUGGUUGUUUCAUUCCAUUCUUUACCAAAGCUGCUCCUUAAGUAGUUUAUUGCAGGAAGUUAUGAAUCACUAACUUAAAAGGGGAAUUUUAUGUAAAUUGUCUGCUAGAAAUAAUAAUAAUAAAAACAAAAAGAAAAACCGAUUCUUUGUUUUGAUGCUCAUUAGCAGUGAUUAAAAAAGGGAUAUUAAGGGAAUUAACUCUGCGAGAGAUGGCAGGGGAAACCCUGCAGCAGUAUUUUAUGGCCUUAAAACAGGAAGAGUUCAUCUUAACUGAAAGCUCUGUAAAGUUGACAGAUGAAGACCUGGAAUUCUGGUGAUCUGGAUGUGAAGGUUCGGCUGGGCUUCUUUCAGAGGAAUUGUUCUCUUGAGGUGAUGAUUUUAGAGGGUGAACAGUUUUGUCCUGCCGACUCUUAGUUCUGUCUGCCCGGCAUUUAAUCCAGUAAUAAUAGAAAACUAACCUGAAAGUCUCUUUUUAUUGUCUGUUUACCGGGUCUUAGUUUUCCAAAGGCGAAUGACCAGAAUUAUUUGUAGUUACCUUUCAGGAUUUGCACAAAGACUUCUCGCAGUGCAGUGCCUGGGAUAAGGGGUGGAAGGCUGCCUAUGGAAAGCGCGGCAAAAAUCUGCUGAGCCAGAUCUUAGGAGGACAAAUUAAAAGCAAAUCACUUUUUAAGUCUGUGAAGCUACCCAGGCCUGCAUGCCGUGUUAGAGCCGAGUGCUCGGCCUGUAAAACUCUGUGUUUAUAAUGGCCGGUGGAGAAAUAAAACGCCCUUACCAGAA
Messenger RNA from Chroicocephalus ridibundus (black-headed gull), 2253 nucleotides. RefSeq names its product actin related protein 2/3 complex subunit 1A (gene ARPC1A). Gene Ontology annotation, molecular function: actin filament binding. Gene Ontology annotation, biological process: Arp2/3 complex-mediated actin nucleation. Lineage: Eukaryota; Metazoa; Chordata; Aves; Charadriiformes; Laridae. The record is from RefSeq and is a predicted model, not a curated record. The transcript has 10 exons. Gene Ontology annotation, cellular component: actin cytoskeleton; Arp2/3 protein complex. The coding region runs from base 154 to 1266 and encodes 370 amino acids.